Salvia hispanica is the source of this 1222-nucleotide messenger RNA. Its product is annotated as caffeoylshikimate esterase-like. NCBI's taxonomy places the organism in Eukaryota, Viridiplantae, Streptophyta, Magnoliopsida, Lamiales, Lamiaceae. The record is from RefSeq and is a predicted model, not a curated record.
AGUAUUUCAUCCAAAUACAAUAUCCCCACAUAGCAAAUUCUAUCAAUUUUCUGCUGCUUUUUUUGCUUGCAUACAAAUGGAUACCGAAAACAACAACGUCAAAUACGAUGAGAAAUUCAUAGUGAGUCCACGUGGAGUGAAGCUAUUCAGCUGCCGAUGGGGACCCACAGAUACAGAGGCAAAAGCUCUGAUUUUUCUCUGCCAUGGCUACGGCAUGGAGUGUAGCAUCUCCAUGAGAGGCUGUGCUGCUAGACUAGUGAAGGCGGGCUAUGAAGUGCACGGGAUUGACUGCGAGGGCCAUGGGAAAUCGUCCGGCCUGCUCGGGCUUAUCACCAGCUUCGAUGAUCUCGUCGACGAUCUCUCCGAUCACUUCACCAAUAUAUCCGAGAGGAAAGAGAAUAGGAAUAAGCUGAGGAUAUUAAUGGGGGAAUCAAUGGGAGGGGCGAUGGUCCUACGCUUGCAUAGAAAAAAGCCUGCCUUUUGGGAUGGUGCCAUCCUUGUUGCUCCCAUGUGUAAGAUUGCUGACGAGAUAAAACCAAGCCCCGUGGUUAUCACUAUUGUGAUCGCUUUGGCUCGCAUCAUCCCUACGUGGAAAGUUACUCCAACUCCAGAUAUAAUUGACAUUGCCUUUAGGGAUCCACAAGUUAGACAAGAGGUUAGGUCCAACCCUUACACAUACAAAGGCCGACCUCGACUAUUAACAAGCUGCCAACUCUAUUCAGCUAGCAUUGAUUUGGAACAAAGGCUUGAAGAGGUUUCGUUGCCGUUUAUUGUUCUGCACGGGGAAGAAGAUAAGGUGACGGAUCCAUCGGUGAGCAAAACACUACAUGAAACUGCACGCGCAACGGACAAGACCAUCAAGCUGUACCCGGGAAUGUGGCACUCGUUGUCGUACGGUGAGCUCCCAGAAAAUCUCGACAUCGUAUACUCCGACAUCGUCAACUGGGUUGACCAAAGAUUGAGCGGUAGAUUGGAAGAGCAACUCAAAUCUGCUAAUGAUAAAAAUGCCUGCUAAAUAAGGAUCGAUGAUAUUUUAUGGAAGCUCUUAUGUUAAUGGUUUAUCAUGCUUUAAAUAAUUUGUUUUUUGUUUUUUCAACCUAAGUUAUUACUACUAUUCUUUAAAUACAGCCUAUCUUUUCCUCCAUUGUAUUGUAUCCACUCUAAAGAGUGCAAUUUACCGAGUGUUUGCAAUUUAUUGAAUGUAUUAGUGACUUUGUCAAUA